GAGUAUGGGGACGCGCAUGCAGGCAAGACUUGCUUACUUCGGUGUCGGGGUUCUGGCGGGUGUGGGGGCAGGAGCAGGCUACUGGCGAGUCUACAAGCAGCUCGAACUCAGCGACAGUCUCGAAUCUCGACACAAGAAUACAGAACUUCCUCUGGAACAGCGAGUUUUCAAGUCUGACUAACUACAUAUGUAGCUUGGCAACUACACCAUACCAUGAUGAUUAUACACAAAGCUACUGCAACAAUAUCCAGUCUAUCCCAGAUUUUCUCUGAGUGCAGUAGUUGUGUUGUUUGUCUUGUUGCCUUGUCACAUGUAUCGAUAAGCUAUGCGUGUAGCUACAUACAAUGUCCCUGACACAUCUUUAGGCCAACAUGAGCUGUGUCUGAUAUCGUUUUUAAGAAUCAUCUCUGCUCUAGAUAUGGCCGCCCUGAGUCCCCCUUCUCAUCUCGUACCUACACCUCUCACUCGGUGCUCUACGACCACGUUCACAAGGUUCCUCUCUGGUCAGCGGAGGUCAUCACUCCACAGGGCAUCUCUGGUCCCGCCAAACGUGGCAACAGCAGGUUCCAGCCAGACCCAACCAUACUGACCAGGUUCUCCUCCGGAAAUGCCGACUACCUUAAAAGUGGAUGGAGUCGAGGUCACAUGACCCCGGCGGCAGACUGCAAGCACUGUCAGUCAGCCAUGGAUGAUUCACACUAUCUCACAAACAUCGUCCCUCAGGAUUUUAACAACAACAGCGGGUACUGGAAUAGACUGGAGAUGUUCUGUAGAGACUUGGCAGAGAAAUACCCCGCCGUCUACGUUACCAGUGGACCACUCUACCUCCCUUCCCCAUCUCUGGAUGAUGGCGGAAAGAAGUUCGUCAAAUAUCAGGUGAUAGGAGCUGGCAAGGUGGCGGUCCCAACUCAUCUCUACAAGGUUAUUCUGGCAGAGACGGACGACAGCAGUGACCCCGCCUCCCAGCCUCCCCCCAGUCUGGGGGUGUUUGUCGUUCCGAACAAGCCCCUGGGUGACGAGGAGCUGACGUCAUUCCAGACCACCCUCACCGAACUGGAGACCCUCUGUGGGAUCUCGUUCCAUUCCAAGCUGGACAGAUCAAAUGUCAGUGAUCUUUGUAAAACGGACAAGUGUAAACUGAUGACGACACUGGAGCUGAAGCAGUUUGUCUACUCAUUACGGUUAGGGCGAGCCAAGAGUGAAGAGCAGAUAGGGGAAAUAUUGGACGAGGCAAAGAAGGAGGGUUUGGAGAGAGAUUCUGUCAUCGCACAGAGCGCUGCACAGCAAGGAAACAAACUUAACACCAGUGCUACCAACGGUUCCUAGGAAGAUUUUACUGCAGUCGUCAUCACAUGCGUAAAACCUUUCUCAAUUGAAUAUUUGUUAUCAUCGCCGCAUUAUAUUCAUUCUGCUUAUGAGCAUUUCGGAAUUCUCUCAGAUAUAAUUACAGGUUUGCUGAAAAUGAUUUGUUGGGUGAUAUGAUA
Molecule: messenger RNA, 1484 nt
Organism: Geodia barretti
Lineage: Eukaryota; Metazoa; Porifera; Demospongiae; Tetractinellida; Geodiidae
Source: the annotation of a GenBank genome assembly